AUGUCUGACAAAGGGAAAUAUGUGGCCUCUAACACGGCUAAUGCUUCCCACUCUGAUAAGCAUGAUGAUGCAAAUAUUGUGAUUGAUCUAGAGGAUGGUAGCUCUCAUGAUCAAGAGGAAAGCUUGAUUCAUCAUAUAAAGCCAAGUGUGGCUAAACGCAUGAAGACUCACAAAGGAAAAUCUGUGGGUGACCUUAUGUCAGCUAGAGAAGCUAAGAAGACUGUUGUCAUUGGUCCCUCCAAACCAUGGAGCAAGGUUGAAAUAAAUAAGAGGAAGGUCAAAGAUGAUUUUGAGCCUGAAGAGGAUGUUGAGGAAGAUGUCCCUGACAUCUCGCCUGCGAAGAAAACUACUGUUAGGAAGUCUCCUGUUAAAGUACAUGUUGUUCAUUUGGAUAACAUCUCCUUCCAUCUUGAGGAUGGAGCUGCUAAGUGGAAAUUUGUGAUUCAGAGAAGGGUAGCUGUGGAAAGGGAAUUGGGGAAAGAUGUCGUUGAUGUCAAGGAGGUCAUGGAUCUGAUACAAGCUGUUGGGCUUUUGAAGACUGUUGCUGGGUUCUCUCAAUGCUACGAAGGUUUAGUCAAGGAAUUUAUUAUUAAUAUUCCUGAGGAUAUUUCUGAUAAGAACAACAAGGAGUUCUGCAAGGUGUAUAUGAGGGGUAAGUGUAUAACAUUCUCUCCUACUGUUAUUAAUAAUUUUCUAGGCAGAAAUAAUGGGGGUGCAGGAGAAUUAGAGGUUACAGACAAUCAAGUCUGUAGGGAGAUUACAGCUAAGCAGGUGAAAGUUUGGCCUUUUAAAAAGCAUCUUCCUGCUGGGAAGUUGACUAUCAAGUAUGUUAUCCUGCAUAAAAUAGGAGCUGCUAAUUGGGUCCCCACCAACCAUAUCUCCACUAUUGCUAAUACUCUUAGGAGGUUUAUUUUUGUUGUUGGGACAAAAGUGAAAUUUGACUAUGGUAGAUAUAUGUUUGAUCAAAUCAUCAAGCAUGCAACUACUAAUGUAGUUAAGCUGUCAAUUGCUUUUCCCUCUAUGAUCUGUGGAGUUAUCUUUAAUCAACAUCCUGGUAUUCUGUGCUCAAAUGAUUUACCUAGUAGGAGAAAACCAUUUUUGUCUGUGCACUACAAACUCUUUGAAGGCAGUCAUGUUGAGGAUAUUGUCAUGACAUCUGCCAUGAGGAGGCUAGUCUCAAAAGUUGGAGCAAUUGCUGAGCUUAAGGAGACAUGCAAAGAGCUAGGUGAAGGGAUUAGGGUAGCCACAACUAGAAAACAAUCUUUGGAAGCCUUGAUUGAAAGAUUGGAGCAAGUUGAGGGUGAAAAUGUUGAACAUGCUAAUGUCAACCAUGAAGAAGAAGCUGAAGCCCACACCUCUAGUGAGAGGUCUGCUAACAAUGAUGAUGCGAGUGGCAAUUUUGCUUCUGGUGCUACUGAAGAGAAUUCUUACAGCUGUGGGGAGAAUUCUGGUGUUUAUUUGUUUGGUACAGAGGGAGAAUUCUCUGUGUUCUGUUUAUGUGAAGCAGUGUGGUUGUUGCUUGUUGUGGACUGGCUUAAGGGGGAGUUGUUUGAGGGAGAGUACAAGCACUUGUGUGUCCUGAUGUUUGCUAGUUAG
Messenger RNA from Lathyrus oleraceus (garden pea), 1596 nucleotides. RefSeq lists its product as uncharacterized. The transcript is spliced from 3 exons. Bases 1 to 1596 code for a protein of 531 amino acids. The record is from RefSeq and is a predicted model, not a curated record. Lineage: Eukaryota; Viridiplantae; Streptophyta; Magnoliopsida; Fabales; Fabaceae.